Rotaria sp. Silwood2 is the source of this 645-nucleotide messenger RNA. The record is from the annotation of a GenBank genome assembly. Lineage: Eukaryota; Metazoa; Rotifera; Eurotatoria; Philodinida; Philodinidae.
AUGGCACAAGAGUUCAUAUUAACUCCACUUCUUCUUUUUUAUUUUCUGUUGUCAUCUGUAUUGACAACAAAUAAUUUUUCUUAUUCCGCUUCGUCACUAUCAUCAAAUACUGCACCAUAUUGUUCAUUUUUUUCUAAUCGUGCACCAAGCCCACAACCAGCAUUGACUAAUUGUACAUGGUUUAAAGAGAAUAGUUGUUGUCGAGAUAAUGAAGUUCGUCUUAUUUUUUCUCAGGUACGUCCAUUAAUUGGCUCGUCAUCAGAAUGUACACGUUUUCUUAAUGUAUUAAUGUGUUAUGUAUGUUCACCAUUGCAAUAUGGAUUUUAUCGAAGUGAACGUCUACAUGUAUGUUUAUCAUAUUGUGAUCGAAUGCAUAAAGCAUGUGCAACAGCAUUAAUGAAAGGUAUACCUGUUGGUGAAUUAUAUGCAAAUGGACGUGAAUUUUGUCUUUCACGUCGUUUUGAAAUCAAUGAUUUUGAUAAUUCAUCAUCAUGUUUUUCUGAUGAUGAUUUAAUAUUACAAACAAAAAAACAAAUCAGAAUAGGUGAUAUUAAUAUGGGUUCAACAAAUAUUGAACGGCCUAAUUUUUUAAAAUUAUUUAUUGUCAUUUGUUUAGCUGCAAUGCUUAGUUUUAUUCUAUGUUGA